GACGGGGCCUUGGAACCGUGAUCCGGAUUUCGUUAUUUUUCCAGGACCGCUUUAACUCAGGCUUAGGCCAAUUAAUAGAAGAAGGGAUCGCGGAUUCGGCGACCCCUGGUUUUCUAUUUGCGUCCCGCUGGCUAGGGUCCAGCCGGAGGAGAAGGCGGCGGAGGGGCCUCAGUGCGAUCCGGGAGUGUCGAGCAUGCCGUCCGGAGCCGGCCCCUCCGCAGGGCGAUCCCAUGGGUUCUGGAGGGAGUAAACACAAGCCCCAGGGGAGCAGGGCGCACCCUCAGCAUCCCGAAAAGCCCUCUCCCCCUGGAAAGCCGUAUCUGAUACCAGGAACGCCGUCGGACCCGGAUGUUGUAACUAUAAGAUGGGAACAGCCAAUUUUCAACGGAGGAUCAAAAAUAACAGGUUACCUCGUAGAACACAAGCGAACAGGGUCGCCUCACUGGGUAAAAGCCACACCUUUGAUGGUGCGGCACACUCAGUUGAGCCUGAGCGGCCUUGAGCCGGGGAUGAGGUACCAAUUCCGGGUCUGGGCAGAAAACGCUUUCGGCCGAUCGGACCACAGUGAGCUCUCCGAACCACUUGCCAUAUCUUACGGAAGGUCUGGAGUGUCCAUCGCACCGGUGUUUUCUCGGAGUUUGAAUGACAUUGUAGCAAUUGAAAAUGAAAUGGUGGAAUUCCUUGUAAGGGUCGAAGGGACACCGCUUCCUAAGAUAUCGUGGUAUAAAGAUGGUUUUGAAGUUUUCAGCAACAGAAGACAGAAAGUUUCGACAGACUGUGACAUUAGUAGUUUUAUCAUCCAUCAAGCUGCUCUAAGCGAUGAGGGAGAGAUAAAAUGUUCAGCUACUAACAAAGCAGGACAUGCAGUUACCAAAGCUAGGCUCACACUCGAAGCACCCCCAUCAAUCCGGCUUCCUCGACAAUACGAAGAUGGACUGCUUUUUGAGUUGGGGGAGAUGAUGCGGCUCAAGGUGCUCGUCACUGGAAGGCCGCUCCCAUCUGUCACAUGGUUGCACAAUGGUGAAGAAGUCAAAACCAGCUCGAGGCUAGAUCUUGCGACUACCGAUCGAUAUGCUAUGCUGAGAGUCACUGAAGCAACAAGAGAAGACAGAGGGGAAUAUCAAGUCAAAGCUAAAAACAAAAUUGGAGAUGACAUCGCUUCUUUUCUAGUCACAAUAACAGACCGACCACUACCUCCUGGGAAAGUCAAUGUUGUCAUGACUCUCGGUCGUUGUGUGACCCUGGCUUGGACUGCCCCUCAUGAUGACGGAGGAUGUAAAAUCGGAAACUACAUCGUUGAAUACUACAGAAUUGGCUGGAAUAUGUGGUUGAAAGCUGCGACUUGCCGACAAUUGACAACGACAAUAGGUGAUCUAAUUGAAGGAUCUGAAUAUAAAUUUCGAGUCAAAGCAGAGAAUCCUUACGGAAUCAGCGAUCCGAGCCCUGAUUCCGAUACAGUCUUUAUCCCCGACCCUAAAAGAGGAUUGUUGGAGCCGCCGCCUAAGGGUACUAAGGCCCAUGUUGAUGAUAUGCCUGACCAAUGGCUUAAAACAAGAAAAUCUCAGAUUGAGAAAAAUCCUCAAGUGACAAUGCCACGGAAAAUUCAAGACUUUGAAUGGGAUGAAGAUGAAAGUCUUCUUCCUUCCCCAGUUAUAUUAGCCAACCAGGUUUUGAGGAAAGUUAAAAUGGCACCGAAGAGAACCUGGAGUGAGGAUAGUCAAGGGUCGCCACCGAGGGAGCCAUCACCUAAACCAGCACCAAUACCGCCAAAGAGGAAACACAGGCCAACAAACCAGCCCGAAGCGCCCAAGAGGAUCCACAAGAUCUCAGAGGAAUCCCAGCCUGAAUGGAAUAGAAGUUUCAGCCCGGGAGAUGAUCUACACAGCAGUUCUGAGAUGAUGCUGGUUCUCGUCGGGAAUAGCAGAGCAGAAACAGAAGAAAGAGAUUUAGAGCCAAGGUUGACUGCUCAAGAGCUGAAAGAUGGGACAUACGUUGCACCCCCUAUGUCACUGUCAGCACCUGUAAUAGGAGUUUGUGAUCCUAUUUCUUCCCACAGCUUGAGACCCUGGGGCAGUUCUUCAGAUUUGAUGUAUGAAUUGACUCUGGCACGUUUUAACAAAGAAGUUGACGAGGAAGAGAUUGAAUCAAAGGUCAAAAGACGAUACGGCGUUGAGAGAAAGCGCAGCUUUGAGCAGAAGAGACACUCAAAAACAAGAGAGGAAAUUCUGUCUGAGUUAAAGGAGAAAACGACCUCAUUGGAAAAUAUACAAGAACAAGAAAACAUGGCGGAAAUAAGAGAUGCCUCUCCUCUUCGUAAAAUAUCCAACGCUAGCGAUAUUGAUGACGAAAGAGGAAAGAGAAAUUACGAUCAGUUUUCAGAAAGAUUUAUGAUGCUUGAAAAAAGCUUUCAAGAUUACACUUCCAAAUAUGAAAUUGAAGAAGGACCUAUCUCAGAUUUGGAUAGCAUGGGAAGAUCAUUUGAUUACACAGAAGAUGAGGUUGAAGAAGAACCUUACCAUCCGAGGCUUGGAAAAGGAACUUUUACACCUAUUACAAUUGAUAUGCCCAAAAGUGAAGAAGUAAGAUCAAAAUUUCAAGGUAACCUUUCACCAAUUGUAAUUCCAAACGAUAAAAAAUCACCCUCUCCUGGACCAGUUCCAGCAAUAACUUUAAACGACCAUCCACAAAAUGUAAAUGAUGAAGUCAAAACAGAGAAACAAGAAAUUAUAAGUGCUAUGGGAUCACCUUCUCCUAAAAAGAAGAUAGAAACAAAUGAAAUACAAAGGUCGCCUUCACCAAAGGUUGUUAAGGAUCGCUCUCGAGAAAGGAAAGAAAGAUCACCAUCACCUAAACAAAGAUAUUCCAUGCCUUAUAAAUUAGAAGAUGAGUCAAGAGAGAGAUCGCUUUCACCUAAACAUAGAUACACAAUGCCUCCUGAGAAUGAACUAGAACAAAGGCACAUUAGAGAUGUGCGCAGCAGAACACCUUCACCUCAACAAAUCAAUCCUCCAAAAAUUUUAAUUGCAAUGCCACAACCCACUACGCCAAACACUUUAACAGAGCCAGUCGUUCUGAGAAAGAGGUCACCAUCUCCUAAAGCACCAGUUGAAACAACCCAGCACCCGCUUUCCAAACUGCCAAAACCAAUAUUGAAAGUAAGAGACCAGUCGCUUGACAGGUCUGAGCUCAGCGAUUCAGAACUUGGCCAUUCGAAAAAAGUUAGGAUAGAAGUACCACAAGACAAACAGAACAUAGACAGAUUUGCUACAGAAGAGAACGACAUCGGUCUUCAUGCUGGCGAGGUUGCUAGAAAUAGACGUAGGCAAGUCAAAAGUCAGAACUUCGAGGAUCAGGAUGAUACGAAGGUGGUUGUAAGUCACUACAGUGAUAUUGUCAGGGAGUUUGGCCAUCCUAAAAAACCUGUGCCUAAAUUAUAUCUUAGUUACGAAGAACUGAAGGCAGCGGCAGAUAAAAUACAAGAAGAAAUGAGCACUCCGGCCAUUUUUGAUAAAAUGGAAAAACAAACUAUACAAGAACAAAAGAAACAAAAAGAAGAAGCAGAGAAAAAAGAAAAAGCAGAAGAGAAAGAAGUACCAAAUGAAAACGAAUUGAAUCUAGUUCAAGUGCCAAGAAAGAAGAAUUUAUUACUCUCUUAUAUGCUUGAUCUUUUUUUAUUUCUAAUAGCCUGCUGGUUAUACAUCUUCCAUGACCCGAAGCUGGUCAUUCCUCUAUUGUUAUUAAUGAUUUAUCGACAACUAAGCGAUUCCCUACAUGGGAAAUUAAGUUUUGGGUGGGGAAAAAAGAAAGAAUGAUUACUUAACUUUACUAAAAGUAUUGUGUCUUUUUUUAAUGUCCUUGUAAUAUAAUAUAUACAUAAAUGUAAAAUUCAUCUCAUUUGUGCCAAAUCUUAAUAAAAUUUACUUUUUACUUUCUAUUCGAUGAUAUUCUGCCUGUGAUAACACGUUUUGUACAUUCUAUUGUUUUCAAUAAAAUAACCUAACCACCACA
Messenger RNA from Cimex lectularius (bed bug), 4008 nucleotides. RefSeq names its product titin (gene MnM). Gene Ontology annotation, molecular function: protein binding. The record is from RefSeq and is a predicted model, not a curated record. NCBI's taxonomy places the organism in Eukaryota, Metazoa, Arthropoda, Insecta, Hemiptera, Cimicidae. The transcript is spliced from 11 exons. Bases 231 to 3812 code for a protein of 1193 amino acids.